This is a messenger RNA of Candidula unifasciata, 1707 nucleotides long. The record is from the annotation of a GenBank genome assembly. NCBI's taxonomy places the organism in Eukaryota, Metazoa, Mollusca, Gastropoda, Stylommatophora, Geomitridae.
AUGGACUGUCUCGUGGACUCUCUCAUGGACUGUCUCAUGGACUGUCUCGUGGACUGUCCUGUGGACUGUCUCGUGGACUGUCUCAUGGACUGUCUCGUGGACUCUCUCUUGGACUGUCUCGUGGACUCUCUCUUGGACUGUCUCAUGGACUGUCCUGUGGACUGUCUCGUGGACUCUCUCAUGGACUGUCUCGUGGACUCUCUCUUGGACUCUCUCUUGGACUCUCUCUUGAACUCUAUUGUGGACUCUCUCUUGGACUCUCUCAUGGACUCUCUUGUGGACUCUCUCAUGGACUGUCUCGUGGACUCUCUCAUGGACUGUCUCGUGGACUCUCUCUUGGACUCUCUCUUGGACUCUCUCUUGGACUCUCUCUUGGACUCUCUCUUGGACUCUCUCUUGGACUCUCUCUUGGACUGUCUCUUGGACUGUCUCGUGGACUCUCUCUUGGACUCUCUCUUGGACUCUCUCUUGGACUCUCUCUUGGACUCUCUCAUGGACUGUCUCGUGGACUCUCUCUUGGACUGUCUCUUGGACUCUCUCUUGGACUCUCUCUUGGACUCUCUCUUGGACUCUCUCUUGGACUCUCUCUUGGACUCUCUCAUGGACUGUCUCGUGGACUCUCUCUUGGACUCUCUCUUGGACUCUCUUUUGGACUCUCUCUUGGACUCUCUCAUGGACUCUCUCUUGGACUCUCUCUUGGACUCUCUCUUGGACUCUCUCUUGGACUCUCUCAUGGACUGUCUCGUGGACUCUCUCUUGGACUCUCUCUUGGACUCUCUCUUGGACUCUCUCAUGGACUGUCUCGUGGACUGUCUCUUGGACUGUCUCGUGGACUCUCUCUUGGACUGUCUCGUGGACUGUCUCUUGGACUCUCUCUUGGACUCUCUCUUGGACUGUCUCGUGGACUCUCUCUUGGACUGUCUCAUGGACUCUCUCAUGGACUCUCUCUUGGACUGUCUCGUGGACUCUCUCUUGGACUCUCUCUUGGACUCUCUCUUGGACUGUCUCGUGGACUCUCUCUUGGACUGUCUCAUGGACUGUCUCGUGGACUCUCUCUUGGACUGUCUCUUGGACUCUCUCUUGGACUGUCUCUUGGACUGUCUCUUGGACUCUCUCAUGGACUGUCUUUUGGACAGUCUCUUGGACUGUCUCUUGGACUCUCUCUUGGACUGUCUCUUGGACUGUCUCUUGGACUGUCUCUUGGACUCUCUCAUGGACUCUCUCUUGGACUCUCUCAUGGACUGUCUCGUGGACUCUCUCUUGGACUGUCUCUUGGACUCUCUCUUGGACUCUCUUGGACUGUCUCUUGGACUCUCUCAUGGACUGUCUCUUGGACUCUCUCUUGGACUGUCUCUUGGACUGUCUCUUGGACUGUCUCUUGGACUGUCUCUUGGACUGUCUCGUGGACUCUCUCUUGGACUCUCUCUUGGACUCUCUCAUGGACUGUCUCGUGGACUCUCUCUUGGACUGUCUCUUGGACUCUCUCUUGGACUGUCUCUUGGACUGUCUCUUGGACUCUCUCAUGGACUCUCUCUUGGACUCUCUCUUGGACUGUCUCUUGGACUGUCUCUUGGACUCUCUUUUGGACUGUCUCUUGGACUGUCUCUUGGACUGUCUCUUGGACUGUCUCUUGGACUGUCUCUUGGACUGUCUCUUGGACUCUCUCAUGGACUCUCUCUUGGACUCUCUCUUGGACUGUCUCUUUGA